Molecule: messenger RNA, 4686 nt
Organism: Lineus longissimus
Lineage: Eukaryota; Metazoa; Nemertea; Pilidiophora; Heteronemertea; Lineidae
Product: high affinity choline transporter 1-like
Exons: 10
Coding region: 98-1807 (569 amino acids)
Biological process (GO): choline transport; transmembrane transport; acetylcholine biosynthetic process
Cellular component (GO): plasma membrane
Molecular function (GO): choline:sodium symporter activity
Source: RefSeq, a predicted model, not a curated record
GAAAAACAUGGUGGUUCAAGACCACGCCGUCGCACGUUGCAACGAAAAUCUUUGAAUAAAAACAUCAGUUUCUUGGAACAAUCCACUUUACUCUAAGAUGAUGCCAGUUAGUAUAGCUGGCCUUGCCGUCUUAGCCGUCUUCUAUUUGAUCGUGUUAAUCAUUGGUAUCGUCGCAGCAAAAAAAUUCAAAACUGAUGGCACUGAGACAAAGGAGGAGAGGUUUAUUGUUGCUGGGCGGAAUAUUAGUACUGUGGUGGGGGUCUUUACAAUGACAGCCACAACAGUAGGAGGAGGAUUCAUUAAUGGAACAGCUGAGUCUGUAGCAACGUUUGGUCUUGCUUGGACACUUGCUCCCCCUGGUAUUUUUAUAGGAUUAGUAAUAGGAGGUGCAGUUUUCGCCAAGACUAUGAGGGAGAGGAAGUACUUAACCAUGUUGGACCCUUUCCAGGAGCGUUAUGGAGACGUUGUUGUCACCCUUCUUUAUUUGGCAGCAAUUUGCGGCGAUAUCUUCUGGUCGGCUUCAAUAUUGGCAGCCUUAGGUACCAGCCUGAGCGUGAUUACAGACAUAGACGUCACAAUAGCCAUAGUGGUUUCGGCAGCGGUGGGUGUGAUCUACACCUUAUUUGGACAAAUGGUAGCUGUGGCUUACACUGAUAUUGUUCAAUUGACUUUCAUUAUCGUAGGAUUGGUAUUGAGUGUUCCCUUUGCCAUGACUGAUGACCGAGUGCAGCCUAUCAGCGGGACAGUCGACAAGUGGGUGGGAACCCUUGAUAUCUCGCACGCAGCUGUUUGGGCAGAUCUGCUGAUUGCAAUGACACUUGGCAGUAUUCCGUGGCAGGCCUACUUUCAGCGUGUGCUGUCUAUGAAGAGUGCCCGUAAUGCUCAGCUGCUGUCCGUGUUGGGUGGUCUUGGAGCGUUUAUAUUGGCUAUCCCUCCAGUUCUCAUCGGGGUAAUUGGUGUCUCUGCAGACUGGAACAAGACUGAUCUUGGUGCAUCACCUAUUGACCUUGGACAAUCGAACAUGAUUCUACCUCACGUCAUCCAUAACCUUACUCCGAAACCAGUCGCCAUCAUAGGUUUGUGUGCCAUAGCCGCUGCUGUCAUGUCCUCCAUGGACAGCGCUGUCCUGGGGUCCAGCUCAAUGUUCACUCAUAAUAUAUACAAACCUCUAAUGAGGAAAAAGGCGACGCAGACAGAGCUUUCUUGGGUACAGCGCAUCGCAGUAUUUAGUGUGGCCGCCAUAGCAACCGUGAUGUCCCUCUUCGUUACAACAAUCUACGGCCUUUUCAUACUGGCAGCAGACUUUGUUUACGUCAUUCUCUUCCCUCAGUUAGUGUGUGUGCUCUUUGUUCCACGGACGAACACAAUCGGGGCUGUGGCCGGAUAUCUCUUGGCAGUCAUAUUACGCAUCGGGGCUGGUGAGCCGUUCAUCGCAUUGCCUGCUCUGAUAAAGUAUCCAUUCUACAACGAUGCGGAUCAACAGCUUUUUCCGUUCCGGACAUUCGCCAUGGUGCUCUCGCUUCUUACAAUCGUCUUCGUGUCCCAUAUCAUAAACUUUCUGUCCAAGUGGCAGUUUUGGCAAAGUCUAACAUUGCCUUGCCUCAAGAAACAAUCUCAGGACGUGCAGUUACAGGGUCAUAUCGAACGGUCGAGUUUUACUUACGAGCCAGCUCAGGAAUAUUGUAGCGGCCAAUUCGUCACUGCCGAAGUGAACAGUUCAUUGGAGGAUUCUGUCCUGGAAGCAUCGUCUCAACUUAAGCUCAUAAACAAUUGUACUAGCCAUGAACAAUCUGAGAUCUCUUUAUGAUGGAACAACAAUCAUUUUGCAUUUAAAGUUUCUCUUACGUCAUGAUAGAAAGUGGCUUGAAAUUAUUCGCCUAAACUGAUCAAAAGAAACACUUUUGCGAUUCAUAUUUUCACAAAUCUCUGUUCGUUGGAAACUUUUUACGGAAGUUAAAUGCCUGCAAAAAUUUGACAGUACAUUACACAGAUGCAACUGUAUGUGUGUAAUUAUAGUUUGAGGUUGGUUCAAGAUGUUCAGAAAUCUUGAAAAUCGUUCCAUUUUCACAAUUGCUCUUGGAUUUUCAUGAAACCUAACCUCAAAUUGAUUGUCCCUGCGUUUUAUCCCUUCAAAAGUUCAUUCCGACCACAACCGCUUAGGAAUUUAAGAUUAAGAAACCUCUUAUCUUACGUUUCUUCUGAAAAAUAAGAACAGAAAGGUACAUCAAAAUUAAUGAAUUUGUCAAUUCAUAUUUCCCUGAUCACAUCCAACGUAUAUGCGUAUACAUAUAUAUAUAUGGAAGAGGAUAUGUACACAGCAUGCUGUGUAUGCAACAGACAGUAGUUUUAUGUUCUCAGCGUUUUAUAUUAAUAUUCAUUAGGCUCAUUAUGAAGCCCCGCCUCUAAUUUUAUGCUACCUGCUGUGACUCCUAGCAACAUUUUCUCUUGAAUACACAACAUGCUGUGUAUACAGGCAUGCGCAUUGUCUAGAGUACACAGCAGGCUUCAUAUGCCACACAUGCCAUCCAAAAACCGGGGCUCCAUACACCUUAGAUUUACUUGGGGGUCAAAGCCAUUUUUUUCUCCAGUUGACGUCAUUGAUGACGCGGUUAUGUUAAUUCGCCUCUGCUGUGCAUGCAACCAAAUUGUUCCUGCGUAUUAAUAUUCAUUAGGCUCAUUAUAAAGCCCCGCCUCCGAUUUUAUACUUCAAGUGUGGAAUUUUCCCAUCAUUUUUAGCUCACCUCUUAGCAGAGGUGAGCUUAUCCCAUACCGUGGCGUCCGUCGUCGUCGUCGUCGUCGUCGUCGUCGUCGUCGUCGUCGUCGUCGUCGUCGUCGUCCGUCGUCGUCCGUCGUCCGUUAGCAGGGCACGUUUCGUAACUGUUAGAGCUAUUGAGUUGAAACUUGGUACACAUGUACCCUUAUGUAAUGACACCUUGGAGACCAAGUUUCGGUCCGAUUCGUUUCAUGGUUUGGCCACCAGGGGGCCAAACGUUAAAAGUGAAAAUAUGCAAUAUCUCCCUUAAUAGUAGUCGGGAAAUUUUGAAAAAAAUAUGGUAGGUACUUCUAGCAAAGGUGCAUCAUAUAGCCUCCGGGUUUUUGAUUUGACCUCCUUUUCAAGGUCACAGAGGUCAAAUGGUGUAAAUUGGCCGUUAGGAUGUAACGAUGGCACGUUUCUAAACUGCAAUGGCUAUUGAUACCAAAUUUGGUACACAUUUACCCCUUAGUCAGGUGAUCUUAGGGACCGAAGUUUGGUCCAAUAUGAUUCACCACUUGACCACCAGGGGGCAAAAUCCAAAAACCUUAAAAAUGUGAUUAUUCCUUAACUUCUUGCCCGAUUGCCACCAAUUUGAUAUCAUGGUUACAUCUAACCACCAUACAGUAUAUGUCACACAGGUUUUUAAUUUGACCUUCGUGUCAAGGUCACAGAGGUCAAAUGGCGUAAAUUCGCCGUCAGGCCGUGACUAUGGCACGUUUCUUAACUGCAAUGACUAUUGAUCACAAAUUAAGUACACAUGUACCCCUUGGUCAGGUGAUCUCAGGUACCGAAGUUUGGUGCGAUCUGAUUUGCCGUUUGGCCUCCAGGGAGGGGGCCAAAUCCUAAAUUCUUCAAAAUGCCAUUAUUCCUAGUAAUGACUUGCCCAAUUGGCACCAAUUUUAUAUCAUAGGUACAUCUAAUUCUAACAACCAUUCAAUGUGUCACCCGGGUCUUCUUUGAUUUGACCUACUUUUCAAGGUCACAGAGGUCGAAUGUAUUGUAAAUUGGCCAUUUUGGGGAAAUUGUAAUUGCUUGGACCUACAUCAAACCUAACACUACAUGACACAAUACCAUGCUCUUUAUCCAUCUUUCCUCCACAUGAGGUGAGCACAAUGGCCCUGGCCAUUUCAUUUAAGACUCUUUCUUGUUUGUCGAUAGUUCUACAUGUAGAGUGCCGUAUUACAAAGGCAACGUUGUGUUGCUCCUGAUACCGAAAGAGAGCUGUUAGGAAGGCGGGAAAGGAUGAGAAUUUGGCCCCAAUUUGAAGGGAAGUGGGAGUUCUUCCACGGUAGAGGCUAAUUCCCCAAAGUGCCAGGGACCUUCAUUGAUAUUCAUGAAUUAAUCAUAGAUCAUGUGAUUCUACGUCACUGGCGGGAAUUUCAAUGUGGCUGACACUUCCAGUUCGACAGCUCCUAAGGACAGCGACAAAGGCGUUAGAGCGUGUGACAGAUGUGAUUCUCUGUAUCAUCAAUAUUGUGCAAAUAUUCCAAUCCAAGCAAUGAUUAAUGGAUUCUUCUGGAUCUGUCUAUCUGUUGAAUCCUACAUGCAUAUGCAAGUAUCAACGUGUAUCUUCACACUCCCCAUGAUUGGUUGGUGGGUGACUCUGACAAUCGUUCCAAUACUUGUGGUGAUAGUAUUUCGAAAUAUCUUGUGUAUUGGUUACUUUGUACAAUGUUGUAUGGUUUUCAGGUGUCGCAGCUCUGACGAACUGUUUUGGCAUUUUAGUGAUGAGGUAUGGAUUUCGGACCCUUUAAAGUGUGGAAAUUCUAUGCAGGAAGCAAGAAUUGAUAGUCAUGUAGAAUUUGCAUUGCUGGUCAAUUUCACCAACACCCUUGCCUGCUUUCUGUUGAUGCCGUUGCAAAUGCUUGCCACAUUCAUUUGGCACUGAUGAAACAGAAGAAACAAACUUAUGUUGAUUUAAAUAAAUAUUU